Molecule: messenger RNA, 5410 nt
Organism: Cephus cinctus (wheat stem sawfly)
Lineage: Eukaryota; Metazoa; Arthropoda; Insecta; Hymenoptera; Cephidae
Gene: Mef2
Product: myocyte-specific enhancer factor 2
Exons: 8
Coding region: 759-2228 (489 amino acids)
Biological process (GO): cell differentiation; positive regulation of transcription by RNA polymerase II
Molecular function (GO): histone deacetylase binding; protein dimerization activity; RNA polymerase II cis-regulatory region sequence-specific DNA binding
Source: RefSeq, a predicted model, not a curated record
GAGAAAGAGAAGACCGGCCAAGAGGAAGAGUGAGAGAAUAAGAAGAGAAGAGCAUGCGAAAGAAAAGAGAGGAAGAAGAUCUGCGGCUGAUAUUCUCGAAGUUACGUUCGAGUAAUAACGUGGGAGUUCGUCGCUUCUAUUAUGAAAGUAUUAUUAGGAGUGUGAAAGAAAGGAAAAACCAAAGGAUCGUUAAGUUAUGGAAUGCUUUCUUCCGUAGAGAGAAGAUUCUGUAAGAUCGACCGGCCGGUUGUUUCGCUUCCCAGGGAUUUUGUCGAGUGAAAAGUUGGCAGCAAUGCACUUCAAUGUCAUGCUUCAAGGUAAACUAUCGAUGACGUCAGUGUACGUCACUUAACAAGUGGGAGUGGAUGGAUGGAUGUCUGCAUCCGCGGUGGUUUUCGCGAAUCGCACUCGGAAUCUGCAGAAAGCCCGACUGUGUCGAGGCGAGGAUGUUACGGGUUUCCUAGCGAUGUAGUGCCGUGAAGAGUGGCGUUGAUUCGCACGUGUUUUCGCGAUACGUGGAAAAUCACCGAAAUCUGUUUGCGCAUGCCCGCGCCCGAUGACGUCAUGAAAAUUGUGGUUUUGAUCAAGCUCGUUCAGUUUUUUUUUCAACAAUAAUGUUGCUGUGCGAAGUUAAAUAAUUAGUGGACAACAGGGGGAACCGAGGCCCGAGAACCGAGGCUCCACCGGUGAAAAUCUGUUUUUAACAUUCCAUCAAGAUCAUCGAAAGAGUGUUCCUGGGUUACGAAUAUACUUCAACAAUGGGUCGCAAGAAGAUACAGAUCUCUCGUAUCACGGACGAACGAAAUCGUCAGGUGACGUUCAACAAGAGGAAGUUCGGCGUGAUGAAGAAGGCUUAUGAAUUGUCCGUAUUGUGCGACUGCGAGAUCGCGCUUAUCAUCUUCAGUUCGAGCAACAAGCUGUACCAGUACGCGAGUACCGACAUGGACAAGGUCCUCCUCAAGUACACCGAGUACAACGAGCCCCACGAGUCCCUCACCAACAAGAAUAUUAUCGAGGCGCUCAACAAGAAGGAGCAUAAGGGUGCCAUGUCCCCGGAGAGUCCGGAGCCCGACGCAAGCGAAUACAAUCUCACCCCGCGGACCGAGGCUAAAUACACCAAGAUUGACGAGGAGUUUCAAAUGAUGAUGCAGAGGAAUCAGCACAACGGCACCAGGGGAAUGGGCCAAUCGAAUUACACGCUGCCCGUAUCUGUUCCUGUAAACAGUUAUGGGGAAUCUCUAUUGGGAUCUAGUCCUCAAAUGGCGCACACCAGCAUCUCGCCCCGACCGUCGUCAUCUGAAACUGAUUCAGUGUACCCAUCGGGAGCGAUGCUGGAGAUGAGCAACGGAUACCCGCCGUCGGCGUCACCACUUGGCGGUUCCCCAAGUCCUGGACCUUCGCCAGCAUUGGGAGUCGGCGGUGGAGGUGGAAGUAAAGGAGGGAAUCCGUCGAGACACUCGCCACAGCCCCCGCCACCUCCUCAUCCCCACAGAGCUAACCUGCGGGUGGUCAUACCCGCGCCCCUCACACAGCCGCUGUCCGAGGACAACAAUUACGAUAGCGGCCACUCGCAAUCUGCACUAAACACACCGGUAGUAGCAUUACAAACGCCGUCUGUCCCGGCUGGCUAUUCUAGUUUCGGGCCCACGGAUUACUCCUCGGACCUUAGCAGUCUCGCGUGGUCUCAUCAGAGGUACGUUGAUGACUUGUCAAUGUAUUCGGCAGCCACCAUGUCCGGCAUCAGUGGUCUUCCACACUUAGCUGUAUCGAGCAGUACGCCACCGCCGUCGACGUCUCCUCUACCCGUGAAGAUCAAGAGUGAACCCAUAAGUCCGCCGAGGGAUCCCCACGGCGGUGGUGGCGGCGGAGGUGGCGGCUCCAACGGCGGACCAAGCAACUCGGGCAGUCUACACCACGCGGGCAUGAACGUAGUAGGUGCCUCGUCGUCUAGCGGAGGCGGUGGAGGUGCACCAGUGCCAUCUCAUCACGUAUCUCACGGCUGCCCACCUCAAAGUCUCAACCUGGUAUCCAGUAGACCGAACAGCAACCCGCCGCCCUCUCACUCCGGGAGUAUAACGCCGACGAAUAUGCCGUCGCCGGGAGGCGGGAGCGUUCCUGAUAUGCGCAGCAGUCACUCGGCCGGAGGUGCCAACGGGGGUAACAGUUCAGACUAUGAGAACGGGCCGCUGAUGAAGCGCUCGAGAAUCACGGAAGGAUGGGCGACUUAAUGCCGAUCAGGUCGAGCGCUUCUCUCACGCCUCCUCGUUAAACGAUUAAGUCCCGUAGUGCUCUCGCGUCCGAGAUCGGAGAUCGUGAAUCGAAGAUCGUGCGUCGUUGCAGUCAUUGUCAUUGUCUACGUCUGACAGGACCCUCGUCUGCGUGGUGACGUAGUCGCUGAACGAGCCGGAAUGCGGGUGAAAGAGAAAAAAAGAAAAAUCUGUUUAUAUUUUGAAACUGACACGGGAAAACAUUUAUCUGAUGAAUAACAUGCGGUGCCAUAAUGUUGAACCUUUAUAUAUAUAUAUAUUAUAUAUGUACGAUGGAUAUAUAUAUAUUUUCAUGUAUAUAAUAAGAGGUGUUGUUUGUAUAUAUGUCAUUAAUCGAUGAUGAUGGUGUCGCGGUACGGUGUUCGGCGUUAUACGCUCGAUCAUCAUUUAUUCGCACGACGAUUUUAUUCGACGUCUUGGCGUUUUAUUCGCGUUCUUGUAAAGCGUAAAUUAAUGACCGAUCACGAAACUUAAGAAAGUGUACCAAUGUCGAGACUAAAGAGCUUGCGAAAAGUGGGAGGGUAGUAGGGGGACGGUCUGCACAAAGUGUGAGGUUUGCGAAUGCCAGAGUCUACUAUCACGGUUUGUUGUUGUUCAUGGUACAGCAGCCCUUCGACAGCCUAAACCGUUGGGUUCACUUACUUUUACACACUCUUUUAAUUAAUUUCGAUAGUCCAUACUUUGGAGGUCUCUUCUUUUUCUUAUUUUUUUUUUUUUCGACCGCUUGUUUUCCGCAUCGACGGUUUGUGCUGUGGGAACUUUUUUUUUUUUUCUUUUUUUUUCCCUCUCUAAUCGGCUUGGCUUUCAUGAGCAAAUGAUCUAGUCACACGUGGAACGUAAUAGUGUCCAGGGCAAUAACGACCAUUAUAAAAAUAUUAAAAAGAAAAAAUUAAUUUUAUCAGGAAGCCUUAUAAUUGUAACUAUAUUUUGUCUUUCGUUAAUAUCGUAAUUUUUAUACCGUAGCUACGUCAUGGUAAUUUAAUCGAUGCGCUUUUGCAAAAAUUGCAAUUAACUCUGUCGCGAGGGGCAUUAAAAUUAAUAAUUGGCAAAAUUAAACUAUCGGUAUGGCGGCUACGCGAUGCCGGUGAACACGUAAAAGUAUUUGUUUUUUUUUUUUUUUUUAAUUUGGCGUGUACGGUAUUGUAGUGCUUUUUUUUCUUUUCUUUUCUUUCAAUUAUCAAUGGAUCUUAUUAACGGAUUUAUGGCUUGCCGACGUGUGAAAGGGUCGGCUGCUGUACUCAAAGUAUACACGAUAUUAUAUGUGAACGGGAUUCGAAAUUAAUAUAUUGAAACACGAAAUAACAUUUAGAUAGGUAGAUAGGCAUAUACGAUAUAGUGUUGAUUAACAAAGAAAGAAAAAAGAAAUAUAUAUAUACAUAUAGAAUUAUACAUUUUCCACAAGUAUUUUGCACAUUUGAUAUAAAAAAAACAAGUACGAAGGAAUAAUGAUAGAUCACUAGGAAAGUUGCAACCCUUGGCGCCUAAAAUGCACACACCGAGUGUUCCCGUCACCAGUGUAAGUCGCCCUCGAGUAAGAGGCGUCGCGACGCCGGCAAAUUCCGACCACUCAAAAAUCUAAUAUGCGAUGUACGCUUAAUGUUUUACACCCAAGUACAGGUGAAGCGUACAAGAUAUAUCCGAUUAAUUAAGCGAAUUAUAACAAAAUCAAUUAAAUGUUGAUUGAACAAUGAUAAUUGUUAAUUAUAAUGGUACCGACACCAAAUUUUUCAAUCGUGCGUACUUGUGGGGUGGGGCAAGUUAUUUGUUAAUAAUCAUAGUGAUUUCAAUACGACCAACGAAUGCGAUAAAAACGUUUGUGUCGAUUCGAUUGCACAUGCGUACUCUUUGCGUUAUGUAAUUAAUUGGCCAAUUCACUAAUUAUCAAUUUCAUUAUGUGUAACUAUACAUGCAAUGCAUUCAGACAGAUUUAUCCUGGUGAUCGUUGGGACACUCGAAAUUUAUAAUUAACUUAUCUUAAUAUGGAGUACACAGGUAUUUUGAAUUAAAUAGUGCCUGGCACCAUUCGUGGCCCUCCUAUCAUACUAUUGUAAAAGAGUUGAAAAGGGACGAAAAAAAAGAAAAAAAAAAAAUUUCUUACACGACGGCGGUGAUCGAUGGACGUUUCAUAAAUGACCAUACGUUUGGUAUCGGGAACUAUAACGCGAAUGAGAUUAAAGGGAAACAAGUUAUUAAAGGGUAAAAUAAAGGGGCGGCGUGGGGAGGAGGGGGAGGAGGAGGGGGGAAAACACAUUCUUAGUCACCGAAUAAUUAUUGCAAAUUUUUAAAUACGAUCACGAAGUGCAAUCUCGUAGCCAACACACUUUUUUAUUGAAGAGAAAGGAAAAAAGUAUAAAGAAAUCGUUAUUUUUCAUAUAAACGAAGAAGUGAAAUUAAAUCUAUUGAGAAAGAGAUAUAUGCCUCCUAUAGUUAUUAAAGAUUUUCUAUCGGUACAAAAUUUAAUAUAUUUCCAUUGAUGACGCGCGGUCACGAUAAGAAAGCGAAACAACAGUCGCACGCAGUGCCGAGCGAUUGUUCGUUUUAAUUAUUGUUGCGGAUUUUCGUGAAUUCGUACGUGGCCGACAGAAGGGAUUACAUUGUUCGAGCGUUAACGCGUAUCACUGAUAAGGAUGCAUCGGAGCGAGAUGCCUGGAGGAAGAAUUAAAUGCGAUUAGAGAAGAAAAGAAAAAUCGUCUCCGUAACGAAUUCACGUAAAAUCCGUUUGAUCCGUUUUUCAUGAAACAUAAAUCUGAUUGUACAAGAGUCAGACGAAUUAUCGGGACAAUCCAAUAAUGCCGGAAGAGAUGCAAUAUACGUACGUUUGUCGUAGAGAAAUACGUGGUGGGUAGAGGGCGCGGGAAAAUUUGAAAUAGCUCCAGGCCACGAAAUAAAGGAAGGAAGAAACGUAACUCGGUAAACUUAUAUUUUCUUACGAUACGAACGAAGGAGAGACCAAGGAAGCUACAGGGCGACAAGCCAGUCCGUGGAAAUGCGUGCGAUGAUAUUACCGAUGUCCAAUCACUCAUUGAUGGUCGUGAUGAAUUACGAAAUAAUAAGAGCAGCAUACUCUACUGUAAAGCUAGUAACUUAUACAACCUACUCGAACUAUUCGAAAAAUCACUCGACGUCCGUGAUCCGGGGGGGGG